This is a messenger RNA of Momordica charantia (bitter melon), 644 nucleotides long. Lineage: Eukaryota; Viridiplantae; Streptophyta; Magnoliopsida; Cucurbitales; Cucurbitaceae. The record is from RefSeq and is a predicted model, not a curated record.
CAUGGACCCCUGCAACUCGUCGGUGGGCACAAUUGCGUACAUGAGCCCUGAGAGAAUCAAUUCCGAUCUAAAUCAGGGCCAGUACAAUGGUUAUGCUGGGGAUAUUUGGAGCUUUGGAGUUAGCAUAUUGGAAUUCUAUCUUGGAAGGUUUCCUCUUGCUGUGGAGAGACCCGGGGAUUGGGCGAGCUUGAUGUGCGCAAUAUGUAUGGCUCAGCCCCCGGAGGCGCCGCCCACCGCCACGCCGGAGUUCCGCCACUUUAUUUCCUGUUGUUUGCAGCGAGAGGCUUGGAGGAGAUGGACUGCAGCUCGAUUGUUGGAUCACCCAUUUAUAACAGGGAAGAGCAGAGCAAGCCAGUACCAGAACCAGCAGGCUCAUCACCAGAAUCUCCGGCAACUAUUACCUCCUCCGCCCCUUCAUCCUUCCAGCCUUUCUUGAGUCUUGAUAAAAUUUGAUUUCUUUUCUCCUUUUCUUGAAUUUUACUCUCUUCUCUGUCUUCCUGAGAAGCAUGACGCCAUUGUUUUCCUGUAAUUUUUCUGGAAUAGCCGAAGGAAUGGGAAAUUAUUUGCUGUUUAGAUCUCACGACAUUUUUCAAGAACAUUGAUAAAUCUGUAAUCUCUUACCCCCGGCUGAAAUUUUAGGCAAA